Messenger RNA from Coturnix japonica (Japanese quail), 1720 nucleotides. It is a transcript of the gene STEEP1, whose product is annotated as STING1 ER exit protein 1. Lineage: Eukaryota; Metazoa; Chordata; Aves; Galliformes; Phasianidae. Gene Ontology annotation, biological process: endoplasmic reticulum membrane organization; endoplasmic reticulum to Golgi vesicle-mediated transport. The record is from RefSeq and is a predicted model, not a curated record.
GCUGGGCGGGCGCCAUCUUAGCGCUCCUCCCGCUGACCCCGAGGCGCCGCCGUUCCGCACGGCAAUACCGGAAGUGCUCCAUUGCCGCCAUGCCCAAGGUGGUGUCCCGCUCCGUCGUGUGCUCCGACACCCGCGACCGCGAGGAGUACGACGACGGCGAGAAGCCGCUGCACGUCUACUACUGUCUGUGCGGGCAGAUGGUGCUCGUGCUGGACUGCCAGCUGGAGAAGCUGCCCAUGAGGCCGCGGGACCGCGCCAGGGUGAUCGACGCCGCCAAACACGCGCACAAGUUCUGCAACGCCGAGGAGGAGGAGACCGUGUUCCUGAGAAGGCCUGAAGGCAUCGAACGGCAGUUCAGGAAGAAAUGCGGCAAGUGUGGGUUGCUGCUGUUCUACCAGCACCAACAGAAGAACGCGCCCGUGACCUUCAUUGUUGAUGGUGCCGUGGUCAAGUUUGGACAAGGCUUUGGGAAAACCAACAUAUAUACACAGAAACAAGAGCCUCCCAAAAAGGUGAUGAUGACCAAACGGACCAAAGACAUGGGCAAGUUCAGUUCUGUCACCGUUUCCACAAUUGAUGAAGAGGAGGAGGAGAUCGAAGCAAGGGAGAUUGCAGAUUCCUAUGCACAGAAUGCUAAAGUGAUUGAGAAACAGUUGGAACGCAAAGGAAUGAGCAAAAGAAGGCUACAGGAGUUGGCUGAGUUGGAAGCCAAGAAAGCCAAGAUGAAAGGAACACUGAUUGACAACCAGUUCAAAUGAAGCACUCCACAUCUGCUGUGUCUUUGGAGACAAGUGGAAGCUACCAGAAGUUAUUGCAAGUCUGUCAGCAAAGGCAACAUUCAAGAUGUGUGUGCAACCAGCUUGGAAGAUGAGCACCUCCCUGGUGUAGUUGGUAACUCUGCUAUGAAUUUUGAUAAUUGAAAUAGCUUUGGAAACUGUGGAAACUGAACAUCUACACAAUAGCAAGCUGCUGCAGACAGAACAUUUACUUGUCAGAAAAUCUUUGCUGGGUGCCUUUGGGAGUUCAGUGCACCUUUAGAUACCUGUCUUUUCAUUUUGAUGGUUUUGAAACGUAGCAGAAGCCCAUAAAUGUAUUAGACAGGUCAACCAUACAGCAGAAUCGUUACAAAAGUAAGCUUUGUUCAUUGGGAUAUUUUAAAAUGUGUCCAAAACAUGCAGCAUUCUUAGAGAUGCGCCAUUUCAAUGCAGGCUGGAAUGGCUCUGGAGGUCUGGGGGUGUGAACAGCAGGCAGGUGUUGCAGGUAAUCAGUAUGUGCUUGGCCGUGGCUUUAAUUCUUAGCCACUGUUGAACACUGGAAAACUGCAGCUGUAUGGAGUUACAUUGCUGGCUACUAGAACAUGAAAUCCAGCCCUGUUUUAUACUUCUGGAAACAAAGCCUGCCGGAGUAUUACACCUCUAAGGAUAUAAGUAGAUUGCUGGGAAGCACUGAUGUGACUGCUGAUGGUGUAAAGCAGAGCUCACAUGCACCUCUGAACUCACCAGCUGUUGGAGCUGUGGAACAUGAAGAAAACUGUUCUCAGUACAUUGACACAGCCCUGGACAAAGACAGUGUUAAGAAUUGGUGCAUAAAAUAACUCGUUUGGGAAAUAAUAUCCUUUUAUGUACUCUUUUACAUCUUUUGUGAUGUGAUAACAGUACUCCCCCCAGCCUGUGUCACUGUUACUUGGGAUUAAAUGCCAUUUAAUGGAUCUGAACUAAAA